Contarinia nasturtii (swede midge) is the source of this 787-nucleotide messenger RNA. RefSeq lists its product as uncharacterized. The record is from RefSeq and is a predicted model, not a curated record. NCBI's taxonomy places the organism in Eukaryota, Metazoa, Arthropoda, Insecta, Diptera, Cecidomyiidae. The coding region runs from base 59 to 631 and encodes 190 amino acids. The transcript is spliced from 2 exons.
AGUAAGCUAUUUAAGUGUGUAAUUCACACUAUCAUAUCAAAAUCAACGAUUGAAAAUUAUGCUAUAUUCUAUGUAUUCGGUUAUAUACAAUGAUAUCAACGACUUUCGCAUUAAUUCGAUUGAUGAACGACAGACGGCUAAACAGAUUUGUAUUUGUUCAACAGAACUUGCGCCUAUAUUUCAAGGGACUGAUCCAAUUUACAGUGGAUGGUAUUCAGGAUUAGAUGGGCAGAAGAAUGAACGAGACUAUUGGAUUGUUUAUGUAUUUCAAGCUAUUGGAGCGUUAGUCACUACUAAUAUGAAUGCAGCCAUUCAUUUAUACAUUCAUUUAUACUAUUGCUUUAUGAUACAAAUAGUUCGUGUCGAUGUGAAUAUUCUUGGACAACGUUUUUGUUCAGUUCGAACAAACGGAAGAAUUUCAACAUUUUAUGCUCGUAUUGAAUUGGUUUGGCACAUUCACCAUCGCAUUAACAAGAACUUUGAAUUCAAUGGAAAAAACUUGGAAUGGGCUUACUUUUGUCAAGUUCUGCUCAGCGGUAAUGUUAUUUUUUUUGUUUAUGUUUUUGUAAUGCAGGGAUCUGUUACAGAGGAGCCAUUAUCUUUAUGGGACAUUUUAGCGCACAUCACAUAAUACAUAUUUUUCUCAUGUGUGAAUUCGGCCAUGUAGCUAUAUCGGAAUAUGUCUCACUUUCUCAGCGACUUUACAAUUCCGAUUGGAUUGACAUGACUUUAGUGUGCAAUCGAAACAAUUCCAAAGAUUUGCAAACAUUUUUUGUUUUUCUCAUGG